Halteromyces radiatus is the source of this 1257-nucleotide messenger RNA. Its product is annotated as heme peroxidase. NCBI's taxonomy places the organism in Eukaryota, Fungi, Mucoromycota, Mucoromycetes, Mucorales, Cunninghamellaceae. The transcript is spliced from 6 exons. The record is from RefSeq and is a predicted model, not a curated record. Gene Ontology annotation, biological process: hydrogen peroxide catabolic process; cellular response to oxidative stress; response to reactive oxygen species. The coding region runs from base 76 to 1161 and encodes 361 amino acids. Gene Ontology annotation, molecular function: peroxidase activity; heme binding.
UUUUUUUUUUUAUUUCUCGUUACUUUACUUUUUUCCCCCCACUCUUUUUUUUUUUCUUGUAUUAUUAAUUUCAAUAUGGCAUUCCGUUCUAUGGCUACCCGCAUGACUUCUAGUCGACUUGGUGCUCGUGCUGCUUUUACGGCCACUGGGAUGUCUGCUUACCGUCAGUCUAUUACUCCUACUGUUCGUUCUUAUACUACUGAACAAACUAAGAAAGGUGGUUCCAAUACUUUAUUAUUCCUUGGGUUAGCUGCACUUGGUGGAGCUGGAGGUUAUUACUAUCAUAAUUCUUCUCAUUCUGUUGUUGGUACUCAAAAGGUUGAAAAGAAACCCGUCGAUUAUGUUCAAAUUUACAAGGAAAUUGCUGAUGUUCUCGAAGAUAAUGAUUAUGAUGAUGGUUCUUACGGUCCUGUAUUGCUUCGUUUGGCUUGGCAUGCUUCUGGUACUUAUGAUGUGAAUACAAAAACAGGUGGUAGCAAUGCUGCUUCUAUGCGCUUUGAACCUGAAGCUCUCCAUGAUGCCAAUAAUGGUUUGAAGAUUGCUCGUGAUUUCUUGGAACCCAUCAAGGCUAAGCAUCCUGAAAUCAGCUAUGGUGACUUGUGGACAUUGGCUGGUGUUGCUGCUAUUCAAGAAUUAGGUGGACCUACUAUUCCCUGGAGACCUGGUAGAACUGAUGGUUUGAGUGCUGAAAGUUGUACUCCUGAUGGACGUCUACCUGAUGCCACUAAAAAAGAAGAUCAUAUUCGAAACAUCUUUUAUCGUAUGGGCUUUAAUGAUCAAGAAAUUGUUGCUUUGACUGGUGCUCAUGCUCUUGGUCGAUGUCAUCCUGAUCGAUCUGGUUUUGAUGGUCCCUGGUCUGAACAACCUACUAUCUUCUCCAAUGAAUACUUCAAGGUGAUCAGUGAACGAAAAUGGGUGAAGAAAAAUCUUGAUAACGGAGGAUGGCAAUGGGUUGACAAGAAUAACCCCAAUGUAAUGAUGUUACCUGCUGAAAUCUCCAUGUUUAAUGACAAGGAAUUCCGUAAAUACUUUGAUUUGUAUGCCAAAGAUCAAGACAAAUACUUUGAAGAUUUCUCCAAGGCAUUCAGCAAAUUGAUUGAAUUAGGUGUUCCUUUCAAGGGUGAUGAAAAGGUAUACAAGUUUGAACCUGUCAAUGCUUAGUUUAGUUUAUUGUUUUUUGUUUUUUUGUGAUUCCAUUUUUAGUUUAGUUUAUGUAUCUACAGAAAUAAAACUUAUAUACUUUUUGUUUUCUUCUUC